Acanthoscelides obtectus is the source of this 4503-nucleotide messenger RNA. Lineage: Eukaryota; Metazoa; Arthropoda; Insecta; Coleoptera; Chrysomelidae. The record is from the annotation of a GenBank genome assembly.
CUACUCGUAAGCGUUCCAGUGCACUAAACGUACCCAGAACAUCUUUACAGCUGAUUUUAAGGAAAGAUUUACGUCUGCACGCUUACAAAAUUCAGUUAGUGCAGGAAUUAAAAGAUAAUAGUUAUCGAAGUAUGUUGCCAGGAAUAUGGCGAUUUCCACGAUCGCAUGGUAUCUGUGAUAGACAACGGUAGAUGUAAAUAUGGCACCAAAGCCAAAGAAGAGAAACUUCACGAAGUCACACUGGACAAUAGCACCAUAUGUCAAGUAAAAGAAGAUAAUGCUUUCGAGCUGGAGGCGUGUAAUUUCGACUAUGACUCCGGCUGGUUCAGUCAAUUCGGAAUUCUCGUCAUGCGCAUGUGGUUACAGAUGUGGAGAGAUAGGAGUUAUCUUCUAUUAAGAUGCAUCCUAUACAUACUGAUUGGAUGUGUCAUAGGAACAUUGUACCUUGGCAUGGGACAAGAUGGCUCCAAAACGUUAUUCAACUUCGGUUUCUACUUCACUUGCCUUAUAUUCUUUAUGUAUAUACCAAUGAUGCCAGUUCUUUUACAAUUUCCAAAAGAAGUACAAUUACUGAAAAGAGAGCACUUCAACAAAUGGUACCGCCUCAGCGCGUACUUCACAGCUAUGACGGCCUCCACCUUGCCAUUGCAACUGAUCCUGGGAUCGCUGUACGUGUGUAUAGUCUACGUCCUGACUGACCAACCAAUGGAACCGAUGAGAAUGUUGAUGUUCUUCGUCGUAUGCAUUCUCACCAGCAUCACCUCGGAAAGCUUGGGAUUACUUAUCGCUUCCCAGCUCAAUUUAGUGAAUGCAAUGUUCGUCGGUCCAGUGGCGACAGUCCCCUUCAUGCUGCUCGCAGUCUACGGUUUUGGCUCUGGAUACGACACCAUCCCCACCCUAAUCAAGAUUGCCAUGUACUUCAGCUACCUCAGGUAUUCGCUGGAGGGCCUUAUCAGUGCCAUGUUGAAAGGUCGACAGAAGCUGAACUGUCCGGACGAUGAAGAUUUCUGCAUCUACACCGACCUGAACUUCUUCAUCCAAGAGAUGGGCAUGGAAAAUACCAAAUACUGGGUUGAUGUGCUUGCACUGUGUUGCAUCUUCCUUCUAUUUAGGAGCGGUAGUUACUAUCUUUUGAGGCAGAGGUUAUCUCCUAACAAGACUUUCCUAGCGUUGCAGUACAUUGGCAGGUUUAUAAAAUCUCACAUUGUAGGGGGGCAUUAGAUUAAUUUGACUGGUUGUCAAAUAUACGUACUUAGAUAUAGUGUGGAAAAUGCUUUAUCAAAGACACAUAGUAGCUGGAGUUGCAAGUCCUCUGAAGGGAAUAUAGGUAUGAAUAUUUAUGGAGCAAAAUGAAAAAUUAGACAUGAAAGUUGUACCAUUUCAACAAAAUAAAUUAAAAGUCUUCUAUUUGUCUCCAGGGUGCAGAACUACAUGAGGUGAUACUUGAAUACAAGAUGAUUGUUUAAUUUGAAGUUUUUUUGUGUGGACCGUUUCCUUGAAAAGAAAAGUUCAACAUUACGGAAGCAAAAUGUUUUUUUAGUUCUUGUGGAAUACUUUCAAAUGAAUAAAAAAGCCUGUCAAGUUGUAUAACAAGCUCCAUGAAUAUGCUGCUUUUUCUAUACAUACGUGGACGCGGCGGUUAAGGAAUAAAUGCAUUUAUUUUUCUGUUGAAAAAUAGAGUAUCAAAUUUCUAUGUUCAUAGUUUUCAUAGUUUAUAGAAAACUCAGAAAAAUUCAAAAUACAAAAAGCACAGAAAGAAAUGUAGAAAAAAUCGGCGUACAUGGUCAGCAUUGUCGAAAAAAUCAGCGAAGAUUUAAAUCCGGGGAUCUUCUAAACAGGGAAGAGGAGACUAAUCAAAAAUUCAUUUUGCCACAGUGUAAUUUGUUUAAUAAUGGUGAAAGUUUACCCAUUAUUAUUUUCUUUAAAAACUGUUUUGUUAUUGUGUGUCAACUUGAAUCGCGAUUAAAUGUAAACAUAGUGUUUCUACGUAUUUUAGUUAUCUUACAAUCAUGUGUCAUCACCGAAAUAAUUUACACAUGCAAUCAAAUUAUCAAAUUAUGUUAUUCAGUUAUAUUUAUUUUAUCUGUGAUUUGUACCUAUAAAAAAGCUUUUGUCGCAGAAUAAAAGCAACUAUUUAGGUUUAAAAACGUUUCUAGUUAGACAUAUCAGUGCCAUUGGGUGACCUUUCCUAUCGUUUGUGUAUUUUAAAACAAUCGUCAAAAUUAAAAGCAUAUACGAAAUCAAGCAUUUGUUUUUCAUAAAUUGUAAUAGAUAUUUGAUAUCACUGCGAAUCGCCUUUUGGCUCUGAUAUGUUCUAACUGGUUUCUUACGUGGGAUUAAUGUAUAUCUUAGAUUUGAAAAAACCUAGAUAAUAAAUCGAAAUCAUGGUAUAUCAGUACAUUGGAUCACCGUAUUCGUGUAUACCAACAUUACCAGCACAUACAGGCUGUGGCGUAAAGAGUGGAUAACCUUUAACCUGCAGUAAUAGAAAUUGCAAUAGGAGUCUUAGCUAACCUUGAUAGGAGUAUCCUUUGAGUUAACAGCAGGAAAUACGGUGUAUUAUAUCAUUUUGCAAUCUCAAUGAAUUAGGCAAAUUAUUCACGUCUUGUUUCACUAGGUUACCGCAAUAUUAUCGACGCCACACGUGGUCAAACUUAAGAGAAAACAAACUAAUUUUUUUCCGAGUUUUAAUGAUUUUUUAAAAAAGCAAUUAAACCUGUAUCACGGAAAUGACAAUUCAUAAUUAAUGGCACAUGUAUCCAAGAAUACUUAUGCUAAAAAAAAAGAACAAAAACCUUCAUGCGUUAUCACGAGACUUAACCCUUUCAAGGCAUAUUUUUAAAUUAUUAAGCUAUUUGAUUUAUAGCUGAAAAAAAUGAAGUGAUAAGAUCUCAAAAGCAUUAAAAAUAGCCCAGAAAAUUUUUCCAUUUGGAGAAAAAGGAAUUAGUAGGUGGUAUCACCAUGAUACCACCAAGCACUAAAAUAAUACAAUGCAGAUAUUACUGAAACAUAUAUUUAAUUAAGAUAAUGUUAUAAAAAGGAGUUUGAAGUAAAAACAUACAACUUAUUUGCUAUGAUAUUUUUCAAAGCAAUUUUUUUGGUCAGUCAGACACAAACCGACAUUGCAAGUACUGCACGACCAUCGCGUACGGUGUUGUUCCGCUUUUGUGCUGCAAAAUGCACGUCUUCAUCUGACCCAUUUUGAUCAUCCUCCGAUUCAUUUCCUGAAGGUAUGUCCUGAAAAAAUAUAUUCCUGUACUCUUCAUAGGUCAUAUUUUCCAAAUCUUUGUAACACCACUUUUUCCCUGAAACAAAAUCCCCAAUCAAUUAGUCACUAUCCACGUAAGCAGCUAACUUAGUAAAAUAAUUGAAUCAAAAGCAAAAGUACACCCACCAAUAAACAAACAUACCAACAACAUACAAGUAGCCCACCAACCAAUAGUCUAAAUAGUUUUUCCAUCGACUUCCAUCCCGCCGCAAACUUCACAAUUACCGAACUGACGGCAGAUCAACUAACCCAGCAAAACAACCAAGUUACUCAAAAACAGAAAAAUACGCCCACUAAUUACACAAACACACUGCCAAACAUACAAGGCAAAAAUCCAAAAUCACCGAAAAUAUUAGGCAUUGAUUGCUAUGUGGUAUCAAUUGACACCACCUUAAUUUUAUUCAAAGCAACCAAUAAAAAUAUAUAAAAUCGCGUGUGCCUAUGAUAAUAACAUAAAACAAUACCUAAUACAAUAAAAUAUAGUACUUACCCGCCAUUCUGUCCUUAUUUUUUUAAAUAAACACUCAAUUUAUGACCACGCACGUCAUUGACCUGCACACUGCGAAAACAAAUCGAUAAAUGUCAAAUAACAAGCUGUUAGGAAUGGCGUCCUAUGUAAAUAAUUUUUUUCAUACUAGUUGGCAAUAUAGUGCUACUUCUUACACGGUGGUAUCGGCAGAUAACCACUCCGCAGCGCCGUGAUAAAUUAUUAAAAAGGUGGUUUCAUGGUGACACCACAAAGCUUGAAAGGGUUAAAACAGUGAGUGAAGGAACCUAUUUUCUCCAAAUUUGAAAAACGUCAAAAAAACCCGAAAACCGUGCAGCUUUUACUAGACACAAUUUUCAAUUUUUUUAAUCGUUAUGAUGUCCUCUACCUGCAGUUUAAAGGUUAUCCACUCUUUACGCCAAACCCUGUAUACACACAAGAGGUCUCAGAGUAAUGCAAAAUUAUGGAAAAAUUAUUUUAUUGAGACGCUCUGAGAUAUUCCUGUCCAUUAGCUCAUUGUUCCUAUAUCCAUAUUUAGUUACCUAUACAUAUUUUGAAAAAAUAUAUUUGGCUCAUGCCUAGAUUUUAUUUGGACAAUUGUAUUGUUGCUUUAAUUCUAUUUUUGUUAAAAUAGUCAUAUUAUCGCAUCACAUUUUUUUUUGCUGUUACGUUUUCAUAUUUUUUAUAUAUGAGCCGUAUUUUGUUCUGGCUGUAAUUUUUCACUAAAAACUGUAUAAAAAUAAACGAG